AUGUCGGGAGAAGCUAUAAAGCGUCGAGAGCGAAUGAAAAUAGUAUGGAAACCUGCGCAUUUAACGGGAAUGUUGGUACUUGCUUUGACCUAUAUCGAAGCAUCAUCUAUUGUGCAUGUUGUGCGCUUUUUACUUUUUCUGUAUUUUCUCAUGGCGAGUCUUGACUUGGCACUGACUCGCUACCAUUUCUGGAACUUUGAGUCUACGGUUCCUGAGCUAAAACGUUAUGCAUUGAUUACAGGCGCAUCGUUUGGUAUUGGAAGGGAAAUGAGCUACUUGUUAUCGGAGAAAAAGUACUCGCUUGUGUUGGCUGCACGCUCUGAGAAAGUGUUGGAACGAAUGCGAGCAGAGAUUGAACUAGUGAAUCGACCGACGGAAGUGCUGGUGUGUGUGUGCGACUUGGCAACAAGUGAAGGUAUCAACAAGCUCAUCAAGUUUGUCAAGGACAAGGAACUGAUCAUUGACAUCCUUGUGAACAACGCGGGGGCUUGUCUUACCAAGGACUUUACAAUGCUGAAAGAGACGGAAGUGGACGAACUCAUGAUCCUCAACAUGCACGCAAUGGUCAAAUUGACGCAUGCAAUUGUACCGCAGAUGGUGGACCGUAAGAUUGGUCGUGUCUUGAACAUCAGCUCCAUUGCAAGUGCCUUUGCAAUACCCACGGCGGCGCUUUACAGCAGCAGUAAAGCUUUCGUGACUAGCUUUAGCCAAGGGUUAAGCUACGAAUUGCGUUCGACAGGUGUUACGGUCACGUGCAUGUGCCCGGGUCCAGUGGCGACCAACUUCAGCAAGACUGCAAAUACAGAGAAAGCAGUAUGCAUGACGUUGCCUGGACUCACUGCGAAUGCCAAGGAUACAGCCAAGACUGCAGUGGACGCCAUGUUCAACGGCGAAGUACUGAUCUACGAUACAUGGUUCGCUUACUUAUCUGCAAACCUCGUGCAGUCGAUUAUUCCCGGUCGUCUUGCCGCUUUUUGCUUUGGCGCUGGAAUGCACGAGCUCAAGGACAUCUGGCAGAUGAUCAAGAGAUAA
Molecule: messenger RNA, 1032 nt
Organism: Peronospora farinosa
Lineage: Eukaryota; Oomycota; Peronosporomycetes; Peronosporales; Peronosporaceae
Source: the annotation of a GenBank genome assembly